CGCCACGCCCCGUUCCGGGGCCGGGUCCGCGCCGAGCCGGGAUGGUGCUGCUGCCGCGGGCGGGCGGCGCGGCCCGGGGCUGGGCCGGCGGGGCGGGACGGUCCCCGCCGCCGCUGGCCGCCCUGUCCGAGGUGCUGCGGCUGGAGCGGAACCGCCGCACCGGCGUGGUGUUCCCGCUGCAGAAGCUGGAGCGCUGCCUGGCUCCCGGCGCCGACACGGCGCGGUUCCGCCUCUUCCAGCCCGGCCUGGCCGCCCUGCAGCGCGCCGAGGCGCUCUUCAGGUCCGGCCGCCACCACGCCGUCGACUACGUGAGCUCGGCCGUCCGCAUGGACCAUGUCCCGCCGCCGACACUGCCCGAGGUGUGCUUCAUCGGCCGAAGCAAUGUGGGGAAGUCGUCUUUAAUCCGGGCCUUGUUUUCACUGUCUCCAGAAGUGGAGGUCAGAGUGUCCAAAACUCCGGGCCACACCAAGAAGAUGAAUUUCUUCAAAGUAGGGAAGUACUUUAUGCUGGUGGAUAUGCCCGGAUAUGGCUACCGUGCCCCACAAGACUUCGUGGAGAUGGUGGAGGCCUAUCUGCAGGAACGGCACAACUUGAAGAGGACUUUUCUGUUAGUUGAUGGUGUAGUAGGACUCCAGAAAACAGAUCAUGUUGCAGUAGAGAUGCUGGAAGAGUUUGGGAUUCCUUAUGUGAUGGUGUUAACAAAAAUUGACCGAGCUUCCAGGGGACUGUUAUUAAAGAACGUGCUGGAGAUCCAGGAGUUUGUAAAGGAGAAAACUCAGGGAUGCUUUCCUCAGCUGUUCCUGGUCAGUUCUCUGGAGUUUUCAGGGGUUCACUUGCUCAGGUGUUUUGUAGCCCAUGUUACUGGAAAUCUGCCUACUUUAGAGGCCAGCUGAGAAGACUGGGUCCUGAUCCGCUCACCUCAUCCGGAACAAAAGGUGCAGCACGAUGGCACGCCUCGCUUACGUACAUCGAGUUGUCCCUGUUCCACGUGGAUGAAAGAGAGGAUGCAUCUUUAAUGGGAUCUGCUUUUUGAUCACUUUUGGCUUGAAACAGAGCAGAAGAAAUAACUGACACCUAGAGGAACUCUCUCCUUCCGCACUUUAUCAUCCAUCAGUGCUACAUCUACCUUCUGUUUUAAACCCAGCAUGAAGUUGUGCAGCUGCGCUCAGGUGAAUUGCUAGAGAUGAAUGAGACACAUUGUCCAUUAUCUGCAUCUGUUCUACCCUGGCAUCUGAAGCACGAUACUGAUGUCCUGUACUCUUUAAGAGCACUGUAACAGCUGGCAGAACUGUGUCCUGCAGCACCUAAGAGCACCCAAAGUUGGCUCGUUACAAGGCACAGAACUGGGGGAAAAAAAGACUGCCAUCAAUAACAGUAGUUGUUACAAGAGAAUUUAGACCAAAGCUAUUAAGUGCCUAUGUCAAACUCUGGCACUCGGUCUUGUCGUGUCGUAACAUUGCCAAGUGUGCAUACACAGUUGUCAGAGUUACUUACAUUAAGUGUUUAAACCUCAAGAAAGGGCAGGUCUUUUGUGAACCACUCUGAGGUAUUUCUUGUGUUUUGUUUCAUUAUGGAAUGUCUUGUCACCCUUGAACUAGACAUGAGGUGAGGUCUGUUUUCAGCAGACAUGUAAGAAGUGGGGGGUGUAGGGAAUGCAGUACAAAGAUGUGGAUCUUUAGUUGCCGCAUCUUAGCAGAGAUCAAACCUGUAAUUGUCUAGUACUUUACCUCUAAUCCCGAAGUGCUCUAGAGUGAACCAGCCCAUAGGAUGCUUGAGCCUAGGGGCAAGUGCAGUAGUAUCUAGACAGAGGGAACGGGUAGAAGUGAACGCUUCAGGAAUAAUCUUUUCAAAGUAUCAUAAAACCAGGAUCUUCCAAAAGCAUCAAUCUUGCCAAGGCUGUCAUUUUCAAGGCCUCAUUGACUGAAGAGCCUCUGAAAAUAAGUCUGUAUAUGUGAAAGAAGGUGCAGUUCUGUUUUUAGUCCCUCUUCAGGACAAAAUGCCUUACAGUGCUAGGAAGUCUUCUAUUAACCACUUAAAUACAUGAAGUAUGUCUGGUAACUCCA
This is a messenger RNA of Phalacrocorax carbo (great cormorant), 2063 nucleotides long. The record is from RefSeq and is a predicted model, not a curated record. NCBI's taxonomy places the organism in Eukaryota, Metazoa, Chordata, Aves, Suliformes, Phalacrocoracidae.